Molecule: messenger RNA, 1322 nt
Organism: Engraulis encrasicolus (European anchovy)
Lineage: Eukaryota; Metazoa; Chordata; Actinopteri; Clupeiformes; Engraulidae
Product: procathepsin L-like
Exons: 9
Coding region: 93-1163 (356 amino acids)
Cellular component (GO): lysosome
Molecular function (GO): cysteine-type endopeptidase activity
Source: RefSeq, a predicted model, not a curated record
AGGCCUUGAAGACAGCUUGGUUUCCUGUUUGCCCGUGCUCAGCUCUUUCAGAAUAAUUCACCUCGAGAACAUCUCAUGUGCCACAUCAUAGCAUGAAGCUGUGCAUCAUAGCAGCUGCUUGUCUGGCAGUGGUGAGCUGUGCCAGCAUCUCUCUGGAGGACCUGGAGUUCCACGCUUGGAAACUCAAGUUUGGCAAGGUCUAUGAAAGUCCUGAGGAGGAGGCGUAUCGUAAAGACAUCUGGCUCUCCAGCCGUCGCAUGGUCCUGGCCCACAACAUCCUGGCUGAUCAGGGCAUCCACACCUACCACAUGGGCAUGAACCACCUCUCAGACAUGAGUGAUGAGGAGUAUCGUCUGAGUCUCCACAGCAUGGUGCCCAGGGACUUCCUGAACUGGACAGUGGGCGGGGCCUCCAUACACAGGUGGGAGGGGACAGAGCUGCCUGCCUCUGUGGACUGGAGGACUGAGGGCUGUGUGACUCCUGUCAGAUUCCAGGGAUAUUGUGGCUCCUGCUGGGCCUUCAGCUCGGCUGGAGCGAUCGAGUCCCACACCUGCAUUAAGUUCAAGCGGCUGCCCAUCCUGAGCGUUCAGCAGCUGCUCGACUGUUCCUCCUCGCCCACCUACGGCAACAAGGGCUGCAAAUACGGCUACGCGGCCAAGACCUUCAUCUAUGUGAUGAAAAGCCCAGGGCUGGUCAUGGAGAAGGCCUACCCAUACAAGGGCAAGGUCACACGCUGCAAAUAUGAUGGAGAAAUCCCGAAUGACAUCAUUGGCGCCAGGGUGUCUGAUUUUGUGAACGUGACGUCGGAAGAUGAGGAUGCUCUGAAGAACGCGGUGGCGACCCAGGGACCUGUAUCCAUAGCCAUGGACCACUCCCACAUCUCCUUCAAGGCCUACCAGUCGGGUGUGUACUAUGAACCCCAGUGCUCAACUCAUGACUCCACCCACCUGAUGCUGGUGGUGGGGUACGGUACUGAAAAUGGUCAAGACUACUGGCUGGUCAAGAACAGCUGGGGCACUGCAUGGGGGGAGAAAGGCUACAUCAAGAUGGCCAGGAACAGGAACAACAACUGCGGCACCGCCACCUAUGCCUUUUAUCCCAUUGUCAAGAAGGGAGGGAUGAUGCCAAAGAGAAACGAUGACAUCAGCUUUACAUAUAUGUGAUUUUGUCUAGCUCUAUUAUUCUGUUGAUUUCUAUUCUAUUCCAUUCCAUUCCAUUCUGUUCUAUUCUAUUUUUAUUCUAUUCUAUUCUAUUCUAUUAAUUUCAUAUGUCAAAGAGGGAAAACUUGUUUACUUUACUUACUGUAUGCACUUCAAAAUAAA